This is a messenger RNA of Sinocyclocheilus anshuiensis, 289 nucleotides long. RefSeq names its product cyclin-F-like. The transcript is spliced from 2 exons. The annotation marks the transcript as partial. The record is from RefSeq and is a predicted model, not a curated record. Lineage: Eukaryota; Metazoa; Chordata; Actinopteri; Cypriniformes; Cyprinidae.
GUAUAUCCUGGUGGACUGGCUGGUGGAGGUGACCACCAUGAAAGAUUUCUCCAGUCAGGUGCUGCACGUGACCAUCGGCUGUGUGGACCGCUAUUUGAGCCGGCACUUGGUGCCCAAGGCGCAGCUGCAGCUCCUGGGCAUCGCCUGCAUGGUGAUCAGCACGCGAUACAUCAGCAGAGAGAUCCUGACCAUCCGCGAGGCCGUCUGGCUCACCGACAACACCUAUCAGUAUGAGGACCUGGUGCGCAUGAUGGGGGAGGUCAUCUCCGUGCUGGACGGGAAGAUACGG